This is a messenger RNA of Gavialis gangeticus (Gharial), 2298 nucleotides long. RefSeq names its product T-kininogen 2-like. The transcript has 11 exons. Gene Ontology annotation, molecular function: cysteine-type endopeptidase inhibitor activity. The record is from RefSeq and is a predicted model, not a curated record. Gene Ontology annotation, biological process: negative regulation of blood coagulation; positive regulation of cytosolic calcium ion concentration; negative regulation of endopeptidase activity. NCBI's taxonomy places the organism in Eukaryota, Metazoa, Chordata, Crocodylia, Gavialidae. Bases 16 to 1593 code for a protein of 525 amino acids. Gene Ontology annotation, cellular component: blood microparticle; extracellular region.
ACAUCCUGCUCAGAUAUGAAAUUCUUCAUUGUGCUAGUACUCUGCUGCAGUUGUUUCUCGAGCACAGCCAAACCACUUCCCGCUGAGGAUGUUGACUGUGACCAUCCUGAAGUCUUUGAAGCUGUGGAUAUAGCCCUCAGAAAAUAUAAUCGUGACAAAGCAGAUGGCAACCAGUUCGCUUUGUACAUGGUGAUGGAUGCCCAGCGAACAGCAGGUCCUGGCGCACAGUUCUUUGUGAAGUAUCAAAUAAGAGAGAGCACUUGUGCCAUUGGGGAAGGCAAACCCUGGCAAGACUGUGAUUACAGAGAAUCUGUGGAAGCUGAAUCAGGAGAAUGUACCGCUGAAGUUUACAUUGACAAGACCCAGAAAAUAAGUAAUGUUUCACAGGAAUGCAGAAUCAGGCCAGCUCAUGUGUGUGCUGGAUGCAAACAACCCAUGGAUAGAGACAGUCCAGAUUUGCUACCCAUUCUGAAGCUUGCUGUUCAAAACUUCAACAAAAGAAGUCAGAAACGCUACCUUUAUGAUGUUGGUGAAAUAAUUAAAGCCACAAGUCAGGUGGUAGCUGGAAUAAACUAUGAAGUUGAAUAUAAGAUCAAAGAGACAAAUUGCUCAAAGGAUGAAUAUCAGGAUUUACAUCCAGAAUGCAAGCCCAUUUCUGGAGCCCUUGAAGGUCACUGUGAAGCCAAGGCUUUUGUGGAUCUUAGCAACACAAUUGCAAGCAUCGUAGAGAAAUGCAUGUUUCCAGGCCCACCAGUCUGUGUAGGCUGUCCAGUUCCAAUCCAAGUUGACAGUCCAGAACUGGAGGAAGUACUGAAGGCUUCCAUGGAGAAAUACAAUUCAGAGAGCACUUCUGAUUUCUACUAUAAAAUUGAAAGCAUAUUCCAAGCCACAGUCCAGAUAGUUGCUGGAAAAAAAUAUGAGAUACAUUUUGGUAUUCGGGAGACGAACUGCUCCAAGUCAGAAGUGGAGAAACUAAAUGAAGACUGUGAAGCUGUAAUUUCUAACAUAUCUUUAGACUGCACAGCAAAAAUACAUGUGGUGCCAUGGAAGCAGGAAAUCUUCCCUCAGGUUAACUGCACUGAAAUGGUCAUGGUUGGCGGCAGAUUUUCUAAUGGAUUCACCCCUCUCCGAUCGGCUAAGGAGCAUGAAAUUGAGGAUGGACAAGGGGCUGGGCAUGCAUGUAGGGUUGGACAUGGACAUGGCCAUGGGCAUCGGUUUAAGCAUAGACCUGAGCAUGGAGAGAGGCAUGGAAGAGAGCAUGAAAUUGGGUGCAGGCAUAAAAAACAUCAUAAGAAGGACAAACAUAAAGACUCCAAAGACAAGUCUUCUGAAGAAACAGAGGAAAAGGUCCCUUGCCCAAGUGAAAGCCAGCCACCAAGCGUAGACGGAGGUCUAUUGCAGUCAGAUGCAUUAACUACUCCUGUGGUUAUGGUGGGUCCAGGAGAUGAUUUUUCUACCCCUGCUAUCCCUGCAGAACCAGUUAGACCUGCAACUGUUGAAAUUGCUUCUGAUAUUUUAUUAGAUAAGCUUCCAGAUCUCCCAGAACCCCCUGUUCCCAAGUGUCCUGGAAAGCCAUGGAAAUCAAUUAUAUAACUCAUAAAUCCUCCUGAAUAGUCCAGAUUAUUUACAAAUGAGGAUCUUUAACCUCGUGCAUCAGAAAAGCCCAAUUCAGCAUCAGAAAAACCUUCACCUAUCAAUACUGAUGUGGAUGAUUUUGACCUUGUGGGUGCUUUAUCCUUUUAAUUUGAACAGUCUGUGAUCCAUUUUUUCAGGCCAGAGAUAGAAAAUUAUAUAAUUAUUUUCUUUGGAAGCCAAAACAUUUCUUAGAAGAAUGGUUUCUAUAGUUACAUACAAUACUCAAGAAGGUCACUAGCAAAUCCUGAGAACAGAGCACAAGACAAUUCUCAGUACCUGAUUCACCCCUCACAAGGGUGUUCAUUAGGAGUGAGUCCACUGAAAUCUGUGACACUGAUGUAGAACAAGCAACAGUGAGAGGAAACAGUGGGUUUCUUUCUCCAGUCUUCCAGUGAAGUGAACUGAUUUAGGUAUUUGUGAGUCCUUUUUCUCAGAUGCCAAAAGUAUUACACUCACGCCCAUUGUGCUAAGUUUAAAAUACUAUGGGGACUGGUACAAAGAAUUCUGGGAAUUAUCUGAGGGAACCUAGUCAAAGGAUAGCUGUAGGGUGAGGAAAAGGAGGUCACACUGUGAAACAGGGCAAGACCCCUCCCUUGGGUAUUUAAAAUCAUCCGCUGGACUGACAACUGAAAAGCAAUAAAAUAUAAAUGUUUUACUAGUGAA